UUUAAUUACAUAACAUAACUAAAAAGUAAAAGAAACCUCACUUUCAUUAAUCCACUCACCAUUUCCUUUUUCCUCUUCAUUUCUCUGCUUUUUCAUUACACUAAGAUGGGCGAAGAGCACCACCAUGCACCGCCGCCGGUUCAGGCGCCUCCGCCGGGUCCGCCGCCGCCGAAUCUAGCACUCUCCAGAGGGCCUGUCUGGAAUCCAGCUGAGCAACUCUCGCAACUUCAGUAUUGCAUCCACUCCAACCCUUCGUGGCCGGAAGCGCUUCUACUGGGUUUUCAGCACUACAUUGUGAUGCUUGGAACAACGGUUCUGAUUGCAACCACGCUCGUGCCUCUAAUGGGUGGGAACCAUGGUGACAAGGCUCGCGUGAUUCAAUCUUUGUUGUUUAUGUCUGGGGUGAACACACUGCUUCAGACUUGGUUUGGGUCUAGGCUUCCGACGGUGAUGGGUGGAUCCGUUGCUUUUUUUCUUCCAGUAUUGUCCAUUAUAAAUGAUUACACUGACAGGACAUUUCCUUCUGAACAUGAGAGGUUUACCUACACAAUCAGAACAAUUCAAGGAUCCCUAAUUGUAUCUUCUUUCGUCAAUAUCUUCCUUGGGUUUAGUAAGACUUGGGGAAAUUUGACAAGGUUGUUUAGUCCCAUAACCAUUGUACCUGUGGUAUGUGUGGUGGGUCUUGGUCUGUUCUCCAGGGGCUUUCCAUUGCUUGCAAAUUGUGUGCAGAUUGGAUUACCUAUGCUCAUUCUACUGGUCAUAACUCAGCAGUAUAUGAAGCGUAUUCAUUCUGCUGCUCAUCAAGUACUCGAGAGGUUUGCUUUACUUUUCUGCAUUGCUGUUGUCUGGGCGUUUGCUGCUAUCCUAACUGUGGCUGGUGCAUACAAUAAUGCUAAAACAAACACCCAAGUGAGUUGUCGCACGGAUCGCUCAUACCUUAUGUCUUCCGCUCCUUGGAUUAAAAUUCCAUAUCCAUUCCAGUGGGGUACCCCAAUAUUCAAAGCUAGUCAUGUCUUUGGGAUGAUGGGGGCAGCACUUGUCUCUUCUGCUGAGUCAACUGGUGCUUUCUUUGCUGCAGCCAGACUUUCUGGUGCAACACCACCGCCUGCACAUGUUCUCAGUCGAAGCAUUGGGCUGCAGGGCAUUGGCAUGCUGCUUGAAGGCAUAUUUGGUUCUGUUGUUGGCACUUCUGUAUCUGUUGAAAAUGUUGGUCUACUUGGUCUAACGCAUAUAGGGAGCCGCAGAGUGGUGCAAAUAUCAUGUGGUUUUAUGAUCUUCUUCUCUAUAUUUGGGAAAUUCGGAGCCUUUUUCGCAUCGAUUCCCCUACCAAUAUUUGCUGCUAUAUACUGUGUUCUAUUUGGUAUUGUGGCUGCUGUUGGGAUUUCUUUUAUACAGUUUGCAAAUACCAAUUCCAUAAGAAAUAUCUAUGUUCUGGGUCUAACCUUGUUUCUUGGGAUAUCAAUACCACAAUAUUUUGUCAUGAACACAGCACCUGAUGGUCAUGGUCCAGUUAGAACAGAUGGUGGAUGGUUCAAUGACAUUUUGAACACCAUAUUCUCAUCUCCCGCAACUGUGGCUAUAAUCGUUGGGACAAUAAUUGACAACACACUUGAAGGCAAACAAACAGCUGUGGACAGAGGACUUCCAUGGUGGGGUCCAUUCCAGAAUAGGAAGGGAGAUGUUAGAAAUGAGGAGUUCUAUCGUCUACCUCUCAGGAUAAAUGAGUAUAUGCCAACUAGAUUUCUCUAAACCUUAUCUCUACAUGCUUCUACUUAACCCCCUUCUGUAAGCUUAAUGACCUUGUAUAAUAUGGAUAAACAAAAUUUUCAUCAUUGCCUUGGUUCACCACAUAAAAUUUUCCUUUACUUGUAUAAAUCGAUUCAUGUGACAUAGUAAUUCUUUGGAUAAA
This is a messenger RNA of Cajanus cajan (pigeon pea), 1909 nucleotides long. RefSeq names its product Xanthine/uracil permease family protein (gene PDE135). The record is from RefSeq and is a predicted model, not a curated record. Lineage: Eukaryota; Viridiplantae; Streptophyta; Magnoliopsida; Fabales; Fabaceae. Gene Ontology annotation, molecular function: transmembrane transporter activity. Gene Ontology annotation, cellular component: membrane. Gene Ontology annotation, biological process: transmembrane transport.